Molecule: messenger RNA, 1852 nt
Organism: Siniperca chuatsi (mandarin fish)
Lineage: Eukaryota; Metazoa; Chordata; Actinopteri; Centrarchiformes; Sinipercidae
Gene: sycp2
Product: synaptonemal complex protein 2
Exons: 12
Coding region: 239-1411 (390 amino acids)
Source: RefSeq, a predicted model, not a curated record
CUUCCAGAAACUUCGAAGUUAAAUAAGAAAAAUGUUGUCCCUGCCCAAGAACAGAUGAAUGCAUUGAAGAAUUCCUGGGCUGCCUGCCAGACUUCUUUUUGUCCAUCCCCUCCUUUCAUCGAGAGAAUGAGAUAUAAGUCCAAUCCAGCAGCGCCUACCUUCACCAUCUCGAUCUCCUUUGUCUCUGUCCACUCUUCCCCUGUUGACAUCCACGCUCCUUGAGCUGGACAAGCCGUCUAUGUCCUCAGCUCCUCAGUCACCAUUCCCUGAAAACACUGUCAACCUUGGCCGCCAUUACGGUUUUAGUAAAGGGUCUUCAGUAUCACUGAGCCAGUCAUCCACUAAGUCAUCAGUACUCACUAGAGGAGUUAAGGGCAGCCCCACUGCUGCCCUGGCUGUGUUUCAUAAAACAGAGAAAACACCACCUUCAGACGGAGACUUAAAGCCUACACAGCUUCAUAUCUCAGGACCCAGUCGCAAGCGCCAUAUCUCCUCGUCCGGUAAUUCCGUGGAAGAUGAGAAGGAAGAGAGGAAGAAAAGCAAGAUGAGAGGGCAGUGUUCUCCUCGGAUGAAACCAAGGAAGUUGUUCAAGUCCUCAACCAGACCUCAUGGUCAGGCCCAGAGCUGGGGAGAGCAAUGUAGUUUAGAAGAAGAGGAAAACAAGAAAAGCAGGCCAAAGGAUAGAACUUUCAAAGUUACCAAGGAAAGAAUAUCAGAAGAAUAUCAAAAUAUCAGGAAUAAGACUGUAAGAGACACAGCUCAUGGCACAGUCGCUGAGGUGUCUACUGAGGGUAAAGUUAGCAGAGUGAUGUCUUCUUCCCACAUGGUGAGCUCCAGUCAUUGGGAGGCUGAAGUGGGGGAUGGAGAUAUGGACAUGGAUGAGGAUUUGGAGUUGCCAAAAAUUGCUGUAAACCCAAGUAACCUGUGCCAGCAAUUCAGCUCUGAGUUGAAGAAGAAGUUCCAGAACCGUUAUAAGAUGAUGGAGGUUUACAACAAGCAGUCUUUGAAGACUGUCCAGCAACAUGUCUCCUCCCUCAACAUGCAAGUUACCAAGUACAGGACUCAGAUGCUUGAACAGGUUCAGGAGGUCCUCUUGGAAGAGAUCCACAAAUUGGAGCAGGAUGACACUGUGCUGAAAAGCAUGGAGAAAGACCUGACUAUGUACUGGAAAAAGCAGACCGUGGCGUUCCAUUCUUACCAGGAGCAGGAAACCAGGAGAAAUGAGACCCUGAAGAAAGCCCUCCAGAGUAACACGUGUCACAGCUUGGAGUAUGAGGAGAGACUAUUCACAUCCCAGAUGUCCCUGAUAAGAAAAGACAUGAAGUCAGUUCAGGACAGACUCCUCAGUCAGAUGCAAGAGGGGGAGCUCCAGAGUGUGAAGAGAGGUCUGCAUGCUUUGUUUUUCCCCUGAUGGAGCCAGGUUUUGAGUUGAACAAAGUCCUGGCAAAUGUUUCUACACUAUAAACAAGGUUGUGUAUUUCACCACACGAUGCACACUGUGCUGUGUACUUCAGCUGUGCUGCAUUCAUUUCAAAGUGUUUGCCUGACGUGUUGAUUUUUCCGGGUUCUGCUUUUAUUGAAUGUGGAUGUGUUUGGUUUAUUCUGCCCUGGAUGUGUUGUUGCCAUGUUGUUUUUAUUAGAAAUGUUAUCUUAUUCUGAUAUUUAUUAAUUGAUGAAAUUUAUAAAUUCAAUAAUUUUUAGUGUUCUUUAGUGUUUUUAAUAAAAAUGUUGGAUUUAUUCAUUUAGUUAAGUGAAAUAUGGCCAACUAAACAUUUAAAAUGUUAAUCUGAACUGUUUUUAAAUACCUCUUCAACCUGAUUCUUCAUUGAAAAUAAAACUGUUUAAAAAAUGA